Ricinus communis (castor bean) is the source of this 1374-nucleotide messenger RNA. Its product is annotated as stem 31 kDa glycoprotein-like. Bases 688 to 1329 code for a protein of 213 amino acids. The transcript has 3 exons. The record is from RefSeq and is a predicted model, not a curated record. Lineage: Eukaryota; Viridiplantae; Streptophyta; Magnoliopsida; Malpighiales; Euphorbiaceae.
UAUCUGCCCGACCUGUAAAAUAUCCAAGCUUGACAAAUUAUCCCCACACUGCAAACAUACUUCAUAAUCCAUGGAUUCAAGGAACAAGUUUCCUCAUAUAACCAGAACUACUUGGACAAAUUAAGACAACAACAGAUUCCAUAGAAAAUUACAGACACUUUUAGACACGAUAAUUUUCUUUUACCAAAAAAAAGCACAAUAAAAAUUUCUAAAUAUAGUGGGCGUCACACUUUAUGUAAAGUCUAAUAUAAGUAACAAAAUCCCUUAUGCAGGGGAUGUGUAUCCAUUUGGAUUAGAAAAUAUAUGGAAACUUUUUUUUCUUUAGUUUCUGGCUUGACUGUACCUGGUCUUUAGUCUGAAGCCUAAUAUAACAAGCACUCAUUUUUCUUAGUUGUCAAUUGUUGAUACGUUACAUAUAAAGGAAAAUCUAUUAAAGCCAAUUAUCACAAGUUUCAAAACCAAAAUCUACAUAAGGAAUGAUCAAUUUGGCCAAUACCAUUCACCUAACAUCUGAUUUCCUCUAUAAUAAAAAAGUAUUAGUUUAUUAUAGCUUCCUUCAGACAUGGCAAUACUGCUACUCCUGCUUCUCGCAGCAAGUCUUGCAACUUUUUUUUUUUGAGCACAAGUCUUACAUCCUCCUGCCAAGGCGUUUUCACCAACCAAAUUCACUCCGUCAUUCCAGAAGCCAUGCAAUUCUCCAGAGUGAACUGUGCAAGUUGGCAUCUGGGGAUUGAAGCUAAUAAUAUCUUUGAAUGGUGGACGACUCCAAAAGAAUGUAAAGAGUAUGUAAAGAAUUACAUGUUAGGCUACCAAUACCGGUCCGAUUCAAAAGCUGUGAUUAGUGAAGCUAUCAACUAUGUCGGAACCCUCCAUUUUCCCAAAGAUGGAAGAAGCAUUUGGGUCUUUGACAUAGACGAAACUGUUCUUUCUAAUCUUCGCUACUUCACUGAUAAAGAUUUAUCCGGGUUGGAUCCGGCCCUUUCCACACCAGAAGGCGAGGUAAUGCCGGAGUCUCAAAGGCUAUACAAGAAGUUAUUGUCUGUUGGAAUUAAGGUUGUUUUCCUGAGUGGAAGAAAAGAGAACAAGAGAGAUGCAACAGUAAGUAAUCUAAAGAAAGCUGGAUACCACUCUUGGGAUAUGCUCAUCCUAAAGAGUGAUGAAUUGGCAAACAAGACAGCACAAGAAUAUAAAUCAACAAUGAGGGAAAAUCUUGAAAAGGAAGGAUAUAGUAUUGUGGGAAACAUUGGGGAUCAAUGGAGUGAUCUCUUGGGGCAUAAUGGAGGCAGACGAUUAUUCAAGCUGCCUAAUCCAAUGUACUAUAUACCCUAGUUACUAACCUAUUAAAUUAAUUGUUUCUGCCUUUUAUGAUCUUAA